Messenger RNA from Empidonax traillii (willow flycatcher), 1736 nucleotides. RefSeq names its product tripartite motif containing 13 (gene TRIM13). Gene Ontology annotation, molecular function: zinc ion binding. Gene Ontology annotation, biological process: innate immune response; positive regulation of macroautophagy; positive regulation of canonical NF-kappaB signal transduction. The record is from RefSeq and is a predicted model, not a curated record. The transcript is spliced from 4 exons. The coding region runs from base 404 to 1555 and encodes 383 amino acids. NCBI's taxonomy places the organism in Eukaryota, Metazoa, Chordata, Aves, Passeriformes, Tyrannidae.
GGGGAAAUUUAGUGGAAAGGGAGUGCAGCCGACAGGCUGCUGCUCUUCUUUCUCGGCGGUGGCGUGAGGAGACCGCCGCAGUCUCCUAAAGGACGGUUUGUACGUUUGUACGUGUACGCGAAGGACAGUUCACGCACACGGGGAGCACUGAUCGUGAGGGGCAGGUGGUAGGUAUCGCCCCAGUGAACUUCACACAUGGAAAGGAACUCCUUCGUGGAAAUUUACUGAUGGAGAGCCCAGAGCACCCUGGCAGCAGGUGGUGACGGCUUGGUGUCACAAUGUGCAGGAACAGCAGCAGAGAUGUACGUGUGCCCUGAGUGAAGGCUCUGGUGCCGAACACAAUCAAGCAGAUAACAACGGUGGUGUGGUGGAAGUAAGGCAAAAGUCAGCUGGUCAGCUGGAUAUGAUGGAGCUCCUAGAGGAAGAUCUCACCUGUCCCAUUUGCUGUAGCCUGUUUGAUGAUCCUCGAGUCCUGCCCUGUUCACACAAUUUCUGCAGGAAGUGUCUGGAAGGAAUUCUUGAGGGAAAUGUGCGGAACGUGCUUUGGAGGCCGUCUCCUUUCAAGUGCCCUACAUGCAGGAAGGAGACUCCUGUUGCUGGAGUCAACAGCUUGCAGGUCAACUAUUCCCUGAAAGGUAUUGUGGAGAAGUACAACAAAAUCAAAGUAACUCCAAAAAUGCCUGUGUGCAAAGUGCACAGCGGGCAACCCCUUAACAUUUUUUGCCGGACAGACAUGCAGCUGAUCUGUGGGGUUUGUGCCACCCGUGGUGACCACACAAAGCAUGUUUUCUGUUCCAUUGAAGAAGCUUAUUCCCAGGAGAAGCGGGCUUUUGAAACCCUCUUUCAGGGCUUUGAAACUUGGCGUUGUGGAGAUGCCCUCUCACGGCUGGAUACCUUGGAAACCAGUAAGAGGAAAGCUCUGCAGAUGCUGACCAAAGAUUCUGACAAAGUGAAAGAGUUCUUUGAGAAGCUGCAGCACACGCUGGAGCAGAAGAGAAAUGAGAUUCUUUCUGACUUUGAGACCAUGAAGCUUGCAGUGAUGCAGGCCUAUGAUCCGGAGAUCAAUAAACUGAACACAAUUCUGCAAGAGCAGCGGAUGGCUUUUAACAUUGCAGAGGCCUUCAAAGAUGUGUCUGAACCCAUUAUAUUUCUGCAACAGAUGCAGGAGUUCAGGGAAAAAAUCAAGGUGCUCAAAGAGACCCCUUUACCGUGUUCCACUGUGGACAUCAGCCCCACAAUGAAGAGCUUUGAUACCAGCCAGUGGAAUGGAAUAAAACUAGUUGAUGUGGACAAACUCUCCUUGCCUCAGGAAAACAACACUUGCAAAUUCAAGAUUUCCUCAGUCUUUUCACGCAGAUUUAUACUGAACUGUCUUAUUUUCUUUACAAUUAUCGUGUCCUAUUUGGCAGAUAACGUGGAGAUAGCAGAUCAUGCAGUCUUUUACUGGGAACAGAUGGCAGAUGGAGCUUCACUUCUAAGAGAAAAGUGUAAAAACUAUACGUUGGUUGUACUGGAUAAUGUUGCAGAGUUUGUGUGCAAAUAUAAACUGUUGUGAAGUCCCUGCUGAAAUAUAAGAACUGAGAGAGAUCUGGGGAAGAAAACAUAGAACUUCUUAAAAUUAAUUGGUCCUUUAAGACUUCUGGUGAAAACAUUCAGAGAUUCAAAAUGUUGCCAGAACAUUCACGCUGCUCACAUAGUUUGAGCACUGAUGAACCAGAAGAUGAAAUGGAGCUUUG